Messenger RNA from Chara braunii, 2013 nucleotides. NCBI's taxonomy places the organism in Eukaryota, Viridiplantae, Streptophyta, Charophyceae, Charales, Characeae. The record is from the annotation of a GenBank genome assembly.
AGUCGAAGGAGGGAGGGAGGGAAGGAGGGAGGUGUUACUCAUCCGGCGCAGAUUGGUCGGAAUUCAGCAGCUAUGGCGGCGCUUGGACUUCGCGCCGACACUCUUUAUCUUUCGAAGUCGAUGCUUCGCAGUUCUGCCGCGAUGCAUGCCGUCAUGGAACACAUCUCGGCUCCCAUAUCUCGAGAUAUUGUCUUACCGAAGAGUUAUUAUGGAACCAAGUCUAGGCGGAGAUCUGAGUGCGGGGAGUCGAAGCACAUCUUUGAACCAAGAAUAGGAGGAUGUCAUUGGCCGUCUGUUUCCGUUGGCAUGAGAGGAAUGAAAGAGCCAAUCUUGCCGAAGCUGAGUAGAUGCGACAUGUGGGUGGAGCAUUGCCGCAAAUUCCAAAGCAGCCAUGAAGGAAAUUUCAAGCAUCUGAAGGUGGGCCGCAGUGGGUGUCAGCCAUCAAGAGCAGGAAUGCUCGUCAGCGUCAGGCCUGGUCUUCUCACCAAAAGACUGAUGCAACGUGCACAACGACUCUCCCAACUCUAUCUGGUGACACCUGCGAGGUCAACUCCUCGUACGAACGCCGCCGAUACCUUCUCUCUUUCCUCUAGCCCUGGUAGCUGUCAAGUUCUGCAGCCCCAGCCAUUCCGGCUGCAUUCUUUCUCACCACGCCAUAGUCGAACACCACAGUUGCACGUCAGGAGGAGGAGCGCUUGCGCCAUCCCUUCUCCGCGACCUGGUGUUAUUCCAACCUUUGGACCUGUACGAGUAGCAAGGCGUAAGAAAGAACCAGCGCCCACAGCAGAGGGUGUAGAGCGUUUAGAUGCGAUUGACAAACCAGUGCAUAUAUUUUAUGGAGGUGAUAUGGUCGCAAUGGAGUCUGCUGUAAAGGCUGCGAUCAGUGCCGUGGUUGGCGAAGGGAGUGUGGAGCUGAACUUCCUUCGAUUACAAGAGGUGGAUGAUCACGGGGCUGUACUAUCUGCCAUACAGACUUUAAUGACUGCACCUCUGAUAGGGGGGAAGGGCCGUGCAGUGUGGCUCGUCGAACCGAAAAUUAUGUCGAAACGCUGCCCAAGUUGGCUUGAGGUUCAUUUGCAGGACUUAGUUCGCAUGCUGCCGCGGACUUCGAGGCUGGUGAUCACGCUUUCUGCUGCUCCUAACACAAGCUGGCGCAAAGCUCUCGUUUACCCAGAAUUAGCUAACGCGGAGGAGUUUGUUGAACCAAACACCUGGAACAAGAAAAAGUUGACGGAGCAGGUACAUAAGGCAGCUGCUCGAGAUGGGUUGAAAUUGUCGCCGAAAGCAGCUGAAAUCGUGGCGGAAUUUGCAGCUGGAAACACAUUAACAGUUGAUCGGGAGCUUAAGAAGCUCUCACUCUUAGCUACGGAGGCCAGCGGGGGGUUUGUUGAUGCGGAUAUGGUGACGGGCUUGGUUCCCGUGGGGGUGGGAUGCCUCCGCGCGGUGCAAUUGGCCGACAGGAUCAGGGAGGGGGAUGUUCGGGAGGCUCUCAAAGGUUUGGAAUUGCUGUUGGCCAGUGGAAAAGAGGAACCUGUCGGCAUUCUGUUGGCCGUUGUUGGGCAGUUUAGGGAAUGGCUUGUAGUGAAGGCGGGGAUGGCCGCGGGAAAAACUGACGUGCAGAUCGCCAAGGCCCUCGGUUUGCGAAACCCGAAGCGGUUGUUUUUUCUAAAAGCGGACGCCAAACACCUUCCGUUAGACGUGCUAAAGGAGUGCCUCCAGCUCUGCUUCGAGACGGAAGUCGUUCUGAAGACAGGUGCAGGCCUCACUGGCUAUGCGUUGGCAGGGUUCUCGCCCAUAGGGUCUCAGUUUGGUAUUGUUUCUGACUCCAGCCCAGCCAGUGCGAGUCGAGUAGCUGCCUCACAGCUCAUACAAGGGAUGAUGAUCUCAAUGUGCGAGAUUUGCCGGAGUGGAAACAUCGGAAACUCGAUCUGAUUGGGCAAAUGUGAAAUGGAGCAAAACACAUUUGGAAGUCUGUCUGCUUGACGAAAUUUGAAAUGAAGCAUAAUACACCAC